AGAAGGGAAGAUAGUGGCAGAGAGAUGGAGAGAAUAGGGGACUGAUGGACUGAUGAAAAUGCUUUUCUUUUGAACUCAAUAAAGCACAGGAUCGUUUUGGAUGGGAUAUUGAAUACUUCUGGACUGUGGAGUGGAUUAAUUCAGUUGGGAUUUGUGUUUUUGUGUUUGUCACAUCUGUCUAAAGGUCUUCUUGCAGUCACUAGAGUGAAAAAGGUGAAACUCGGUCAUGGAUAUCGGUGGUCUGGAGACGGUGGUGGCCAACUCGGCCUACGUAUCAGCACGAGGCAGCGUGGAUGGCGCGGCCGCUGCCACCAUGCGCGACAAGAAGUACCGCGCCAAGCUCGAGCUGCCGCACAUCAAGAAGUUUGAGCACAUGAAGGCCACCGUCGACUCGACUUUCAACAGCAUGUGUGUGACGCAGCCCAUUGGCAAGCGCCUCUUCCAGCAGUACCUGGAGAGCGACCCCACGCACAAGAACGCCGCCGACCUCUGGAAGGACAUCGAGGACUACAAUGUGGCCCAGGAGAAGGACAGGCAACAGAAGGCUCAGAAGAUCGUCAACAAGUACUACGAGUCGGCCUCCAAGACGUUCUGCAGCUUCCUUGACGAGAAGGCCGUGAGCCGCAUCAAGGAGGAUCUCAAGAACACACGCGGCGACCUGUUCAAGGAGAGCGAACAGAUCCUGCUCAAGCACCUGGAAGCCAAGGCCCACGCCGGCUUCAAGGACAGCAUGUACUUCCUGCGCUUUAUUCAGUUCAAGUGGCUGGAGGGCCAGUCAGUGGCGGAGGACUGGUUCAACGACUUCCGCGUGCUGGGCAAGGGCGGCUUUGGGGAGGUGUGCGCCUGCCAGAUGAAGGCCACUGGGAAGAUGUACGCCAACAAGAAGCUCAACAAAAAGAGGCUGAAGAAGCGCAAAGGGUAUGAGGGGGCUAUCGUUGAGAAGAGGAUCCUAGCCAAGGUGCACAGUCGCUUCAUUGUGACGCUGGCGUAUGCCUUCCAGACCAAGAAUGAUCUGUGUCUGGUCAUGACUAUCAUGAAUGGAGGAGACCUCAGGUAUCACAUGUAUAACGUGGAUGAGAAGAACCCAGGCUUCAAUGAGCAGAGGGCAUGCUUCUACACGGCUCAGAUCAUCUGUGGACUUGAGCAUCUCCACCAGCACCGGAUCGUCUACAGAGAUCUCAAGCCUGAGAAUGUUUUACUGGACGAUGCAGGACACGUGCGUCUUUCAGACCUGGGUUUGGCUGUUGAACUCCCGCCAGGAAAAGACAAGACUAAGGGAUAUGCAGGCACCCCAGGCUUCAUGGCCCCUGAGCUGCUGGAGCAUAAAGAGUAUGACUACACCGUGGACUACUUCACCCUGGGGGUCACCCUCUACGAGAUGGUCGCCGCCAAAGGGCCUUUUCGCGUUCGAGGAGAACAGGUGGAAAAUGAUGAGGUGAAGCGGCGCAUCCUGAAGGACCCGGUGUCCUACCCCGACAAGUUCAGCAAGGAGCUGAAGGACAUCUGUGAGGGCCUGAUGGAGAAGGACCCAGUCAAACGGCUCGGCUUCAAGGACAACGAAUGCGCUGAGCUCAAGAACCAAGCCUUCUUUAAAGAACUCAACUGGGGACGACUGGAAGCAGGCAUGUUACCACCUCCAUUCGUCCCGGACCCUAAACAGGUUUAUGCAAAGGACAUCGGUGACGUGGGCGCCUUCAGCACGGUCAAGGGCGUGGUCCUCGACAACAAGGACACCGAGUUCUAUGACGACUUCUCCUCGGGCAACAUCCCCAUCCCCUGGCAGGAGGAGAUGAUAGAGACGGGUGUGUUCGGCGAGCUAAACCUCUGGGCCGAGAAAGGCAAGCUGCCCAACGACCUCGACCCCAACUUCGUCCCCCAGGUCCAGGGCGGGGCCUGCGUGCUGCUGUGAGCCAAUAGGAAAGGACCGAGUCAAGGGUACAAGAAAAGACAGGGGAAGAAUUGACCAAUUAAAUGACUGAAGCAAAAAUGGAUUGAGAUAAGUUGGAAAUUUUAGGAAACACUAGUAGGAUAAAAAUUGAUGAAUUGACCAAAAGAAUUAGAGUGAGUGGACGUAUGGAUAUGAGGAUGAAAAGACAGACAAAGUAGGAGGAGGGUAGGGUAAAGCACAUGCAAAGUCUUUGCAACAAAUGAACUGAGUGAAAGAGAAAGAAUAUACUGAUAUGUGUACAUAAUUCCUUUAAAUGAGAGACCCAUCCAGUUUUACCAGAAUACCUAAGGUCAUUGCAGGUGACUGUACAGCAGUCUAACUUCAGUGAGGAGGAUGUUGGUGCUUUAGAUCCUCCAUGGGUCACAGGUAGCUUGAAACACCCAAAUAGUUGAAUGUUGAAUAUGUUUUAUACUUCAUCUUCAUCUUCAUCUUCAUGUACAGUUUUUACUACUCUGCUCUUUUUCCCAUGUCUCAGACUGUUUGCGACAGCAACAACAAAACACAUACAUCUCAAAAACUCACAAAUCACUUUGAUUCACUUUUCAGCAAGUUUUUCAGCACAGAUUAUGACGUUCAUACUUUCAACUUUAAUCCAGCUAGAACCAAUACUGCACCUCAAAGGUUGGUAAAGCCAUCAGCUUGCUUUAAUCUGGAGGUUAGACUAUUUUUGGUUAACUUUCCUUGGCAGAAUAUCUCUAUGGAAUAAGUAGAAUGCAGAAAGAAAAUAAAAUCUAUUUUUAUAAUAAAACAUUAUUUUAAUUAAAAUGAUAGAAUAACAAAAAAUCCUGACAUCUUGUUUUCAUCUCACCAACUACUGAUGUGAAUAAAAGCAAGCCGAAAGAGCAAUCAUUAAUAGUUUUAUUAUAUCAUAUUAUUCAUUAUUUUAUUAUUUUAAAACAGCGUAAGUUUUUGUAGAUGUUUGAUAUAAUAUAAAACUAUACCUGAAUGACAAAAUAAUCUAUAAUUAUUUUGUGUAAUCAAUAAAACAUGCAUCAGCAACUUGUGUUUUCCUCAUUUCCUGAUAUUCAUGUGGUUUAGCCCACUACUGUUGGCACACUGCGUCUUUUCAUUUCAUCCUAAUAAGUUAGUGUUGCAAAAUGAAUGGAAAAGUUUUCAUUUUCAUUUUACAUUUCUGGAUUCAGAAUUAGAGGUGCAAUGUGCAUGAAGUGAUAUUAUGUGCAAAUCUGGAAUAACCUGUACAUCACCCACAAAUGCAAAAAUGGAAAUUGUCUGAUGAACUGAGAGAGUUGAUUUUCAGAAGUAUUAUUCAGUCACUCCCACUGCUCGGGAUGGAAUUGUGUCUGUGGCCACAGGCCUGUCUGCUGACUUCUCUCUUUUGGAGUCUGUUUAGGCCACAGUCUCUACGGCUUCCUCUUUGAUUGACUUUUGCAUCCACUCACCUGAGACCACAGACUUAACAGCAGUUCCACUUUCCACAUUUGGCUUUUGCUUUUCUGCACGGAAACGCAGUUGAUUUGCACAAGACUGACAAAACAAAUUACAGAUAAAAUGGCGACAACCUAUGUAUUAGUACAAACAGCCUAAACCAUAUGUGUCUUUUUUUCACUGUGGCACGGAGAGCGGAAGCCAAAUGUGUCUGAAUGACAAUAUUCCUGUGACACAUUAACCCACCACCCAACAUUACCAACUGGACAAACAACUGGGUUCUCUGUCAAACUAAUGUUAUCUAUGUUAGGACUCACCUUAUCAUCAAAUACUGAUAUGUUUGAGGGAUGGUAAAUAGUUGUAGUUGGAGAGAUUUUCAGAAGGGAGAAACUUGAAUGGGUUCAGCUAUACUGUUUGAGAAGCUUAUUAUCUUGUUCAGUUGAUACCCUCCACACACAGUAUAAGUCCACUGAUAUCUGUCAGGCGGUAAUGUCACAAAACAUUUUGUAUACACUGUUAGAUUAUGCUUGCUCAUACAUGUGACAUGUUGAAAUGAACAUUUAAAGACCUUCCCUGAUCUAUGCAUGCAAAUAAAGAGAAG
Messenger RNA from Alosa alosa (allis shad), 3935 nucleotides. It is a transcript of the gene grk1b, whose product is annotated as G protein-coupled receptor kinase 1 b. The transcript is spliced from 8 exons. Lineage: Eukaryota; Metazoa; Chordata; Actinopteri; Clupeiformes; Clupeidae. Gene Ontology annotation, molecular function: G protein-coupled receptor kinase activity; ATP binding. Gene Ontology annotation, cellular component: cytoplasm. Gene Ontology annotation, biological process: signal transduction; regulation of signal transduction; protein phosphorylation. The record is from RefSeq and is a predicted model, not a curated record. Bases 227 to 1909 code for a protein of 560 amino acids.